AUGAAAUUGGUGGUUUAUAAGGCGGCGACGUAUUUGAUAGGAAAGGUUGGGAGAACUCAAGCCCCGCGUGAAACACAUGUGAAACACAACGAAGACCAAAUUCCUGGAGGAUCUUCUAGUGGUUCUGCUGUUGCUGGUGGUGCAAAGAUUGUUGAUUUCUCUUUAGGAAUUGAUACAGCAGGAAGUGCAAGAAUGCCUACAUCAUAUUGUGGGAUUUUUAGAACUGAUACAGCAGCAGGAACUGAUAUAGCUUCUGAAAUUGUUGAGUCCUUAUUCUCUGAAUUGAUUUUCUUAUUCUCAUAUUCACAUCUAGGAUGUGUGCUAGGGAUCCAAAGACUUCUUUUGCAAUCUCCACAGGUCACACCUGUUAGACCUACUCAGGUUGUCAUUUUCCACAUACUGUCAUCAAAGCAGUACAAAACUGCAGAUGAUGUAAUCAGGCAUGAAAUCCUUGGUGAUUAUUAUGUGAAGCCUAAAGUUCCGGGUUUGAAACAUUUCAUGAGUGAAGAAAACACAAAUCAAGUAUACAACAUACCAUCACUCGCUGCACUUUCAAGUGCAAUGCGAUUGCUUCAAAGGUAUGAAUUUAAGAAUAACCAUGGUGGAUGGAUCGAUGCAGCAGUCAAACCUGAUUUAGGUUCCAGAAUUUCAGAACUUGUAUCAGAUGCCUUUAAGCACAAUAGGGGAGCCUAUUGAUAUUUGUCAUUCUAUAAAAGGGGAGUUGCAUGGUGCUCUUACUUCUCUUCUUCUUGGGCCCUUUCCACCUGCCGCAGCAACUACUAAUGCUAUGAUUUGGCUGGUUGGAUGGCUAAUGCCUCAUCAACUAUACCUGUCCCACAUCCCACGGAAUCAAGGUUACAAAUUUGGUUUUCUUUUUGUCCUUUUAUCCUAAAAAAAUGUGUUUACCUUAAUUUUGCCACAGAUCACAAGUCUACACAUCCUAGUUUUUUCACUUGUUUAGCUUCAUUUGAACAAAAUUAUGGUAACUAGUGUCCUAGCAAUUCAAAUUGUAUUUAUAAAACAAAAUUAUGUAACUAAGUGCGCAAGAUAGCAUGUUCUGAAGUUUUUUCUUAGUAUUUUAAGUGUUAGAGGGUUAGACAUUAUGAAGUUUUGCUUAUUAUUUUAGACAUUCAAUAAUUAAGUUUUGAUCCUGUCACUUGGUUAAUAGUGUCUAUCUUGAAGCGUCCAAGAACACCUUCAACCACUCCUGGAAUGGUUGAGGAUCAAAAUAAUGAUCACUUCUAUGGAGGAGGUAAUAAUCUACGGUUUAAUAUGAUUAGGAUCAGAAUAAUGAUCACUUCUAUGGAGGAGGUAAUAAUCUUUAGUUUAAUAUGAAUAGACUUUUAGGUCAUCUUAGGUUUCUUAUUCUUCAAGGAUCUUCAACGACAAGCAACCCUUCAUAACCCGGCCCAACCCGGCCAAAUCGAUUAAGAAAAUAGGCGGAAAUGACUUACAUUGUUUAGCCUUAGGUAUUGCUAUUAAAUUAUUUUCUAUUUUUUAUGUCUAGGGAUCAAAUCAGUAUAGAUGUUGUACCUUGAGUGUCAUCCAAAUUUUCCUAAAGAAAUUUUAGUAUUCUUUGAGCAUCAUGACUUAGUUGUCCAUUGAAAAGCUCCGAUUAUCCACACAAUUCACACAAUAAAUUAAUGGUGAUUUAAUUGGAAAGCUCCUAUAAAUCACAUAAUAAAUCUGAUGGAAAAUUGUUGAUUUAAUAUUUUCUUAUCAUCAAAUUACAAUACAAACGCAUUUUAAAUAAGUUAUUAUUGCCUACUAUAGCCUGAAUAUGGGUUUUUUCUUGAAAAAUACAGGGUUUUGCGCAAAACAGACCCAACAUACAUUUGCCAUAUGGGGUUUGCCUUAGAUUCACAUUUCCAAGAAAAAAGAUUUAGAUCUUAUCAUCAAUUUAGAACUUUCUUUAAGACGAAUGUCAAUUCAAAUAUCUCGGAAAUGUGUUGCAUCUGAAAAAUUAUCUGUAUGUUGAUAUUUUAAAAGCACAUCAUUGCAGAGUAAUAUUACUUCCUGUGUAUCAUGAUAGUGAACUAUCUUUAAGAAACGUUUUAAAGAUAGUUUCAAAAUAUAUCUAAGUGGGAUAUAUUUCUGAGAAUUCAAAAUAUAUCUGAGUGGGAUAUAUUCCUGAGAAUAUAUAUUUGGUUCGAAAGCAUUUUGCUAAGUGAUAUGCAAUAGCGAACUCACUAUUAUGAUCAUGUAUCACACUCUCUUAUAUGAUCAUGUAUCACACUCUCUUAUAGGCUUAUAGGAUUAACUUUAAAAAAAUCAUAUCUGAAACCACUUUUGAAAUUAUCUUUAAAGUGUUUCUUAAAAAUAGUUCAUCAUCAUGAGGAAGUAAUGUUACUCUGCAAUGAUAUGCUUUUCAAAUAUCAAGACAAGAUAUAGAGGAUUUUUAGAUGCAAAAUAUUUUCGAGAUUUUCAAAUUGACAGUUUUCUUGGAGAAAGCUCUAAAUUGACGAGAUCUAAAUCUUUUUCUUGGAAAUGUGUUGCAAGAAAAAGAUUUAGAUCUCAUCAAUUUAGAACUUUAAAUUGAUGCAAACCCCUUAUAUGGAAAAUGUAUGUUGGACCUGUUUUACGCAAAAUCCGGCAAAACCCGGUUUGUUUGUUUGUAGGCGAGAAUCGCUUAUUUGAAAUGGGCUUGUAUUGGAAUUUGAUGGUAAGAAAAUAGAUUAAUUACGUGGAUUAUAGGAGUUUUCCAAUUAAAUCACCAUUAAUUUAUCGUGUGGAUUAUGUAUGGAUAAUCAGAGCUUUCCAAUGGAUAACUAGGUUAUGAUGUUAAAAGAAUAGUAUUAUUUGUUUAGGAGAAUUUGGAUGAUACUCAAGGUACAUCUUUGUUGAUCUGAUCCCUAGACAUAGAAAAUAGAAAAUGAUUGCUCUAAAUUGAUGCAAACGGAUCUAUUUUACGCAAAACCCGGUUUGUUUUACAAAAAACCCCAUGUCGAGACACAACCAGCAAAUCCAAAAACAUCAAAACCUUACUGUUAUGAUGUCAAUCUUCUCAAUAAAAUAAAGACAAUUGAAGAACUCUAAUGCUCUUGAGCGGAAAAAUCCUUUUAUUCAUAAAGUAAAAGUUAGUAGCAUGCUUCUAUUGAAAAAAGGUUGAGAAAAAAAAAAUGAAAAAAAAAAUUGAAGGGAAUAAUAAUAUACAGGUUGACUUACUAUGUGAGCUCUGUGAGAUGGGGUUUUGUUAAAUUUAGAUGGACAAGGAUUAGGGGUGGACAAGAACCGGUAACUCGGUCCAAACCACCCGAACCCGAAAAAAAAAGAAAAGAAACGGGCGGUUUAGCUGAAAAAUCCUUUUAUUCAUAAAGUAAAAGACAGUAGGAUGCUUCUAUCGAAAAAAGGUUGAGCAAAAAAAUUGAAGAGAAUAAUAAUAUACAGGUUGACUUAACAAGUGAGCUCUGUGAGAUAGGGUUUUGCUAAAUUUAGAUGGACAGGGAUUAGGGAUGGACAAGGGAUUAGGGAUGGACAAGAACCGGUAACUCGGUCCAGACCACCCGAACCCAAAAAAACAAAAAGAAACAGGCGGUUUAACACGGGAAAACGGGUCCACGGGUGACUAACUCGGUUUAAGGUGGUUUAUAAUGGGCGGACCGAGUAAGAAUAACUGAACCACGGGUACCUGGGCCCGCCCAUACCCAUUAGCUGCACGGUGUCGAUUGGAUAUGCAAUACCCUCAGUUUCACCUCACCCUCGUCUCUCACUCUCGUCUGAAUCCCUAGCACUGUCCACAACUUUUUUCUCUCGCGAUCCACCGUCUCUCUCUCAUCAACCAACGUCUUUCUCUCAUCAAUCACAAUGACUCAACCUCACCAACCUCCCUGUCACCAUCAGUCACCGUCUCUCACAAAAACCAACAUGAUUUUGUUACAAGGUAACCUUUUUAUUCAGUUUUUCAUUUUUAAUUUGUUAGGGUUUGCUUAGGGUUUCGAAUCCUGACUUUGUGGUUUCGAAUUCUAACUUAGUUGUUUUGAUUCUAAAUUUGUUGUUUUGUUUUUAUGAUAGGUUAAUCUUUUAUGAGCACAACUCUUACUUUUCAACAGGUUUGUGGUUUCUGAAUCUCCUGUUGAAGCUUAUGUCGUAAAUAGAUGAAACCUACUUUGAAUUUGCUAAAAGAGACUCAGAAGGCACAUUCAUCAACUCCCGGUUGUAUCAAAGCUUCCUGCAUACAGUAGGACUAUGAAAAAAUAUAUAUUUUUGGUGUAGGACAUAAAUAUUAUUAACUUUUCUGUUAUUUUAUCAAUACAUAAUAGAUUUGUCAUUUCUAAUUUAUUUAUCUAAAGCUGCACUAUUUUCUUGAGCUUUUAUGUUCUCAGGUUCAAGUGCCACCAGUUGUCUGUUAUUUGAUGUUGAUUCUCAAACCAUUUUUGCCAGCAAUGUAAUAAUUCGUGCUCCUUUGUUAUGGGUUUGGUAUGCAUUUGGGGUUAGGCAGGAAUAGAGCUUGUUCACUUUCUAAAGUUGCAUAUUGAUCUUCUCAGCUUCAUUUUACUGCUACCAAAGAUGUCAUAUGUCGGCAUUUUAAUAAAUUUGGGGAAGUACUGAAAGCUGUUAUAGUUACUAAUUCAAUAACAGGGCAGUAAGAAGUUUAAGAUGUUCUUACACAUUAUGUAUGUUUAUAAGUUCAAGAUUUUUCUAUUCCUCUAUAUCAUUUCACUUUUUUUUUGAAGCAGUGCAGCUUAUGUGGAGUUCACGCAUAAAGAAGCAGUAGAUAAUGCAUUAUCAUUGGAUGAAACUUACUUCAGUUAUCUUGAAUCUAUAUGGAAGUGAAUAAAACUGUCGAAGCAAAUUUCAAUAGGAAGUGAAUAAUAAUAAUAAUGCUUAUAUCAAAGUGAACACCCAUUUUAAGUUCUAACAAAACUAAACACAAUGUUUGUUAUUUCUUUGAAUCUAUAUGUUUUAUGAAUAAAUGGAAAGUUUCUCUCUUUGAAUUUUCAGUUUAGAAUUGCUAAACUUUCAUCUUCUUUCUUUGACAUUAAUUGGCCAAAUGAUUUGUCUGUCUUUAACUCUUUUACUGGUAGAGCUGAUGAUGCUAAGCUUUUCUUUAAUCCAAAGAACUUGGGAGGAAAGCUAAGUGAUAAUGAUCAUAAUCAUAAUCAAAAUUAUCAUCACCCUCUUAAUCAAAAUCCUGAUUCAGAAGGUUCAAACCCAAAUGAGUUUUUGAGCUUGGAUACUCACCAUGAUGGUGAAAGAAAAUUUGCUUUAUCAUCUUCAUCUACUUCGAUGGAUCAUCGUCAACAAGGAUACUCACCAUGAUGGUGAAAGAAAAUUUGCUUUAUCAUCUUCAUCUACUUCGAUGGAUCAUCGUCAACAAGAAGGUGUGCAGUAUAGGAAUUCAUAAGGUGGUAUGUACUUAGAUGUUAUGGAGAUCUUUUUGGAGUGAAUGUUGUUGGGAAGCAUGAUUUAGAAUUUGUAACUAGGAAAAGCUAGUUAGGUGUUUCUUUUUCAUGUGUUUGUUUUUCACUAUUGUGUAUAUGUUUUCUUAUGUAUUCCUCUUAAUGAAACUUUAUUAAUGAUCGUUAUGUCACUUACAUUUUGUUACUAAGUAGCCAAAAAGGAAGAAACUAAUAACUAAGCAUAUUUUGGUAAUUGUAGGCUGCAAUUGGAUUUAAGUAGUUUAAAAUGUGUUAUUAGGCUAAACAAAAAAUCACUCCAAUAACCCGAUUAAACCGCUUCUAUUAAUCUGCGUCUCGUCUUAACCCAACUCGGCCAAACCGAGGAAAA
Molecule: messenger RNA, 5727 nt
Organism: Vicia villosa (hairy vetch)
Lineage: Eukaryota; Viridiplantae; Streptophyta; Magnoliopsida; Fabales; Fabaceae
Product: amidase 1-like
Exons: 8
Coding region: 1-696 (231 amino acids)
Source: RefSeq, a predicted model, not a curated record